CAGGAUGCUGAACUAGAUGGUCCUUGGCCCUGAUCCAGCCGGACUGUUCUUAUGUUCAGUUAUGAAGCCUGAAAGCCUAGCAUCUUGGGCUUCCAUUCCAACCCUGAAGAUAUGUCAAAUAGCCAGCUGGAUUUGAACACGAUUCUUGGGAUUUGGGGACAGGUUUCCCCUUCUGAAAGUCAAGAUAGUUUGAUGGAUGGUAGGGAGCCUAUGAAGAUUGGUUGUCUACCAGACUGCAUGAACUGAGUUUCCUUUCACUAACUCUUUUGUGAGUUGUGGCUCUUGCUCUGCUCUGCUGCUUUCUGUCAUGAUGUCAUCUUAUGGCCCCUACAUCACAAUCUCCAGGUUGCCAUAGGACUGUAAGCCAUUUUUUGGCAUCAUCGCUAUUCAGUUGUCCAUUUCUCAACUGGUAUCACAGCUGAGAGCAGUUUGGGAGUGUGUCUCUAGCAGUUUAUCUCUUUGAGAGUUUUAGUGUUUAUAAUUCAGAGUUUGUGUCUCAUCAUGGCAGGGGCAGAAGACGCAAGAACAAACAAGAGCAGGCCCACCAGCUCCAGCAGCCACUUGGGGGACCGGAAGCUGCUGCUGUCCGCCCUGCUGCAGCAGCCUGGGGCUGGUUCUGAGAAAACCACCCUUUUCUUGGGUGAUCCCGCACCUGUGGCGGGAUCACCCAAGAAAAGGGUGAAGUAUCCAAAAAUAUCUACCAGCCAGCCCCAGGCAGCAAGCUGCAGCGAGGGGAAGCCGCCACAGGAGGGCAGACCACCAGCCCUCCUGGGGAAGAUCCCCCAAGCCGGUCUUCGUCUGGGCAAUGCCCGGGCCGGGAGUGUGCCUUCUGGGGUGAAACCCCUUCCCCACCUGGGGGAGGGGAGACACCCCAGAAGGUUGCUGGAGACCACGGUGGACCCUGAAAAAGGAUUGAUAUCUAUCCCCAGGAGCAAGGGGGCUGUGGACCUUGGGGGGGCCGGGCAGGGCUUCUUCUCCCUGGGGGAGAGCCAUUUCUCUGGCCGGCCCAGUGAGAUGGCUCUUCCCCAGAUCGCGUCAUCUGAGAAGAAGACCCUGACCCCAAUGGGGAGACCUCCGCCAAAGCCACUGCCAUCAAAAUGGCAGGAUCCAUCGGCUCGGCGGAGAGUCGAACCAUUGCCAGCGCUGACAAUCAAAGCGCUGGGGCCCCCCAAGAUAGGGCCACCCCCUUGCUACUGGGGACGUCCACCGAUGGUCUCCAGCUCCGUGGCCACACCAACGCCACCACACUCCCGGCCAAAUCCACGCCCUUGGGAAAAUCUAUCUAACCUUUCCCAAGGGCCGUGGAUUCAGGGGCAGCCCUUACGGAGACCGGCUGAUCUUCCGGCGGCAACCCCUCGGAGGUGAGACAGCAGCAGUGGAAGGGACCCCCCCCCAAAUACCAUCACCUGGCUGCUGGAGCACCCCUGCUACCUCUUGCUGAUUCAUUUCCUAUUAUCUUGGCAUUCAAAUAGAAAGAGGAGAGGAAGUUACCUUCUCAACUGGAAACAGAAGAUAAAGGAUCUACUAGAAUGUCAGAUGCCACUGAGGCCAGUACACAAAUGGAAACAAACUUCCUGAAGCAAGAUCAACAUAGUUGCCAGACAACAGUCUAUACAGAAGAUCAAUUGGGAAACUUCUGUACAUAGCAACAGUCACAAAGGCAGACAUAGCUGCGGCAGUCGGAAUUCUGAGCAGAAGAGUAAGUGCACCAAUCAAGAACGACUGGACUGCAGUCAAAAGACUGGGAAGAUACCUGAAGGGUACAGAGCACUUCAAACUUAUUAUACCAGCAAGCAGUAACCCCAGACAAGUGGGAUACAUAGACACAGAUUGGGCCAAGGACAGAACUGAUUGCAAGUCCACAAGCAGACACCUGUUUUACUAUGGAGGCGGAGCCAUCAGUUUGACUAGCCCAAAGUAGUCCAUUGUGCUUUCAUCCAGAGAAGCAGAAUACAUAUCAGCUGGCCAAAGAAGCCACAUGGCUACACAAGCUACUGUUAGACUUUGGAUCUGAUGAGCCAAAAAUGUCUGAGGACAACUGAGAUGUCUGAGGACAACCAAACGUGUAUCCAACUUUCUCUGAGGGAAAGGACCAUGUCUCAAACAAAGCACAUAGAAGCAAAUAACCACUAUGUUUGAGGGCACAAGAAGAAUGAGCUAAUUAAGCUGAAGUAUUACCCCACUCAAGACCCCACUCAAGACAGCAGAUGGGCUGACCAAGCAGCUACCAUGAGAAAGGUUCCAGAAUCUUCGAAAGAAGUUGGGAGUUGUAGAUCAGUGCAUGAGAUGAUGAGAAGGGGUGUUGGAGAUGCAGCUUCUGAUGCCAUUAACUCUUAGGACCAGCAACCCUAUUAACAUCUAGGGGCACUGAGGUAGAGAUAAUGAGCAAAGGAACCCCUUCUCUGACUAUGCUUUCUCUACCCUACUUGCCUUUUGUUGGACUGAUAGUCUCAGGUUUCAUUCUAUCACCUGGAAAGAGAGAGAGACUUCUGUGUUCUCCCUUCCCCUCUUCCAUUAUGUAGUAACCAGUCAGGCUUAUCUAUUUAUCUGAUGUAUUUUCUAAAUAAACUACUUGACUUAGAA
This is a messenger RNA of Hemicordylus capensis (graceful crag lizard), 2583 nucleotides long. RefSeq names its product WAS/WASL-interacting protein family member 1-like. The transcript is spliced from 2 exons. NCBI's taxonomy places the organism in Eukaryota, Metazoa, Chordata, Lepidosauria, Squamata, Cordylidae. The coding region runs from base 502 to 1365 and encodes 287 amino acids. The record is from RefSeq and is a predicted model, not a curated record.